GGCUGUGGACUUCAGCUGGGAGGAGUGGCAAGACCUGGAUCAUGCUCAGAGGACCCUGCAUAGAGAUGUAAUGCUGGAGACCUACAGCAACCUCUUGUCCUUAGGACACUGUGUUCCUAAACCUAAAUUGAUUGCCAAGCUGGAGCAAGGUGCAGAACCAUGGAUAAGAGAAGCCUCAAACAAGAAUCUCACAGAUGUCCAAGAAAAGGAGUACAGGACUAAGACCUAUCAGAAGAGUCCCUAUGAUUGUCUGUCUGAAGUAGGAGUCAUGAAUACUAACACAGGGAAGAAAAAAGUGAAAUUAAUAACAACUUUUAAUUUGAGAUCAAAACCUAAGUCAGAGCUGAUUAGGAAUAAUGGGAACUCCUUAGGGAUAAGGACAGAGGAGUUCAGGCAGUGUCAGAACAUGCUUCUCCAUGGCGAGUCUAAUGGGAUGUGUGCUGCUUAUGGUCCUGGA
Messenger RNA from Dipodomys ordii (Ord's kangaroo rat), 457 nucleotides. Its product is annotated as zinc finger protein 717-like. Gene Ontology annotation, biological process: regulation of DNA-templated transcription. The record is from RefSeq and is a predicted model, not a curated record. The transcript is spliced from 3 exons. The annotation marks the transcript as partial. NCBI's taxonomy places the organism in Eukaryota, Metazoa, Chordata, Mammalia, Rodentia, Heteromyidae.